Molecule: messenger RNA, 2520 nt
Organism: Leptosomus discolor (cuckoo roller)
Lineage: Eukaryota; Metazoa; Chordata; Aves; Leptosomiformes; Leptosomidae
Source: RefSeq, a predicted model, not a curated record
ACGUUCCAUCUUCAGAGCAGCCUGAACUGUUCCUAAAGAAACUUCAACAGUGCUGUGUCAUUUUUGACUUCAUGGACACGCUUUCAGACCUUAAAAUGAAAGAAUACAAGCGCUCCACUCUUAAUGAACUGGUGGACUACAUUACAAUAAGCAGAGGCUGUUUGACAGAGCAGACUUACCCUGAAGUAGUUAGAAUGGUAUCUUGCAAUAUCUUCAGAACUCUCCCACCUAGUGACAGCAAUGAAUUUGAUCCAGAAGAAGAUGAGCCCACCUUGGAGGCAUCAUGGCCACAUUUACAGCUUGUAUAUGAGUUUUUCAUACGAUUUUUGGAAAGCCAAGAAUUUCAGCCCAGCAUUGCCAAAAAGUACAUAGAUCAGAAAUUUGUAUUGCAGCUGUUGGAGCUGUUUGACAGUGAAGACCCUCGAGAACGAGACUACCUAAAAACAGUCUUGCACAGAAUUUAUGGCAAGUUUCUGGGUCUUAGAGCAUUUAUCCGAAAACAGAUAAAUAAUAUUUUUCUACGAUUUGUUUAUGAAACUGAACACUUCAAUGGCGUAGCUGAACUGUUGGAAAUUUUAGGAAGUAUUAUCAAUGGUUUUGCUUUACCUCUUAAGGCAGAGCAUAAACAGUUUCUGGUGAAGGUGCUGAUCCCUUUACAUACUGUCAGGAGUUUAUCACUCUUCCAUGCACAGCUGGCGUAUUGCAUAGUACAGUUUCUGGAGAAAGACCCGUCACUCACAGAACCAGUCAUUAGAGGUUUAAUGAAAUUCUGGCCGAAAACCUGCAGUCAGAAGGAGGUCAUGUUCCUAGGAGAGCUGGAGGAAAUCUUGGAUGUAAUCGAACCAUCACAAUUUGUCAAAAUCCAGGAACCCUUGUUUAAACAAAUUGCCAAGUGUGUCUCUAGCCCUCAUUUUCAGGUGGCUGAAAGAGCACUGUAUUAUUGGAAUAACGAAUACAUCAUGAGUUUGAUAGAGGAGAAUUCAAACGUUAUACUUCCCAUCAUGUUUUCCAGCCUUUAUAGGAUUUCUAAAGAACACUGGAAUCCGGCUAUUGUGGCUUUAGUCUACAAUGUGUUGAAGGCAUUUAUGGAAAUGAACAGCACCAUGUUUGACGAGCUGACAGCCACUUACAAGUCAGAUCGUCAGCGUGAGAAGAAGAAAGAGAAGGAGCGUGAAGAACUGUGGAAAAAACUGGAGGAUUUGGAAUUAAAGAGAGGUCUUAGACGUGAUGGAAUAAUUCCGACUUAACAGAAAAACAAAACAGCAUUAUUAACCUGUGGAGUCACACAUUUAUGUAGUAGAAGAUGGAGCAACAGUUUUCUGUAUUGUGCAACUUUACAGUAGAUUUCACAUUUGUUUCAUUAUUACAACAGCACUGUAUAUACCUGUCUCUAAGUAAAGGAAAAAAAUAAGGACUUUAAUCCAAAGUUUGGACAGCAGAUGGACUUCUCAGAACUUUGCAAACAUAAUCAUUGUUUUAACCCUUCUUUAAUACCAGUCUUCAAAGAUCUGUUGAUGAAAAUUGCAAUGUCAGAUUCCAUUGUCAGGACCUGUUCCUUAUUUAUCGUUAGCAGAGAGUAUAAUACGACUUUCAAAUGUGAACAAUCUUAAAAUUUAGCUUGUCUUUCUGCUAAACUGUUAAGUGUAUUUAUAGUAAAAGAGAAAAAAGACUGUCAUUUCCUUAUGAGUUUGUGUAACAUCCUCCUUCUCUGGAUAACUUUACUGUAAUUUGACUUUUUUUCCUUUUGCACAUCUUCAUAAGUUGAAUGUCCAUUCAGAUCAGGGCCAUGAAAACAUAGGUCCUGAAUAAAAGUUUUGUUUACUGGUGUGAGCAUUUUUUUAGUACCAGGCUGUCUCUGGUGCUUCCUUAAUUUGAACAUUAGGAGUUAAACAAGUAGGUGAUAAACGUAGUGGGAAAGGGAGCUUUGGAUUCAUGCACCUAUUUAUUGCAAAUCCAAGAUAUAGUGUCCACAAUCCUUUAAAAACGGGCAGUGGUAACACCCUGGACUUCUGUUCCUAACCAGUAUUAGUGAUACGGCAUUGGACACACAUACCAGAGUUGUUCUAGAAAUACUAAUUGCUAAAUUAUUACCGUAUGUUUUUAUUGGACCAUUUGGAAAGAAUAAAGACAAACACUAAACAGUGCAAGCAUGAAAUUGAUCUCCAGUGGUCAUGGAUCUAGUUGGAAAUUGAGUUGAGAUAGCAGUUUGGACUGUUUGGAGUUGUUGCCUUACUUUUUAAUAUGUAUUUAUAAAGUGUUCCAGCAAAAGAGGAUGUAGCCUCUAAGAAACAUACUAUAGUGUUUUUGUGGUUCUAGUACUAUUACUCAUCGCAGUACCAGCCCUAUGGUCUUAGCUGGAAAGGAUUCUGGAUAAUAUACUUCUGCAUUCUCAUCUGGAUGCUCAUUCCUAACUACUGUAUUUGUUACCAAAAGUGGUUCUACAAAUGCUACUGAAAAAAAUUCUGGAAAUCCUAAUGUUCUGAGUAUUAAUAAUAAAGUUUAAAAUGCUUUUAUAUCAAA